Molecule: messenger RNA, 1507 nt
Organism: Argiope bruennichi
Lineage: Eukaryota; Metazoa; Arthropoda; Arachnida; Araneae; Araneidae
Gene: PTPMT1
Product: phosphatidylglycerophosphatase and protein-tyrosine phosphatase 1-like
Exons: 4
Coding region: 360-893 (177 amino acids)
Biological process (GO): protein dephosphorylation
Molecular function (GO): phosphatidylglycerophosphatase activity; phosphatidylinositol-4,5-bisphosphate 5-phosphatase activity; protein tyrosine/serine/threonine phosphatase activity
Source: RefSeq, a predicted model, not a curated record
CUAGUGUGACAGUAAUCAAAUAAAAAAUACUGAGAAGCACAUGUUAAAGCCUCAAAAUCUUAUGUUGGUUAGGUAACGAGUUUGGAGAGUUAUAUUUGGCAUUGGUCGUGCUGCUUUUGGAAUGUAGGCAAACUGGCAGACGAAUUUCUGUGGUGGUUUUUUAAUUUUCUCAAUGCCCGGCAGCGGCUCACCGGGAGCGUUUCAAUGUUGAAUUAGUCAUGUGUAGCAUCUCCCCAUGCUUAUUUAUCCAAUUAGUUAUGUGCAGCUAUAUUUGCUGUUUAUUUAUAGAUACUUAGCAUAGUUAUUUUUAAAUUAUUUCUCUUUCAUUUCGUCAUUCACUUCAUUACUACUUAUUCAAGAUGCUUGCUAGAGCUACGUUUUAUCCAACACUUCUAUACAAUAUUGUUAUGGAAAAAUUAACAUCAAGGACUUGGUACGACCGUAUUGAUGAAAUUGUUAUAUUGGGAGCCUUGCCAUUCCGAAAUAUCACUGAUAAGCUAAUAGAAGAAGAGAAUGUUAGAGGUGUAGUGUCAAUGAAUGAAGAUUUUGAAUUGCAAAGAUGGGUCACUACAGAAGCGGAGUGGAAAAACAAAGGUGUUAAGUUUCUACAGCUUCAUACUCAAGACAUUUUCCAUGCACCAAGUCAAGAGAAACUUCACAGAGGUGUGCAAUUCAUAAAUGAUUUUAUUGGUACUGGGAAAAGUGUGUACGUUCAUUGUAAAGCUGGAAGGACACGAAGUGCUACACUAGUUGGAUGCUACUUAAUGAAACGUCAUAACUGGACUCCUAAAGAGGCUGUUGAUUUGAUGCGUAAUCGUCGACCACAUAUACUGUUGGGAAGGAAACAGUUGGAUGCAUUAGAUAUUUAUCAUAGAAAUCAUGUUUUAAAAUAGUCAAUAUUAUCUGUGAUUUAAAGUGCCCAUUCAAAAUUUGUUUUAUUAUGUACAAAAAGGGAUUGUAUUAACUGGUAUUAUAAAAUAGUAACUGUAUUUAUUUCAUUUGACAGAAUUUAAAAGCAUAAUGCAUUUCAUGCAAUAAUUUCAAAGUGACAUUUUAAAUAUGUUAUGUAAUUAUUUUUCUAUAUGGGAUAUGUGUAUUAAUUGCAGGCUGAGGCUUGAUUUUAUAUUCUUGUACAAACAUUGUUUACUUGAAGUUUAUCGAAGCACUUAUUGUGAAUGUGCUUUUAUAUUGCACUUAUCUGUAGUGUUCAGUGCAUUAUAAAUAAUUAUAAAGAUAUUUAUGACUCUUAAGUUUAAUUUAGCUAUUAAUUUCUCUACUCCAGUUAAAAUAGAUUGACAUAGUUAUCAGUUACUGAGAGAUGGUAGCUGGAAGUUUUAAUAAACAAUUUUCUGGAAUAAUAAUGAGAUUUUAAAAUCACUUGUAAAUUCUUCUGCAGUAUAUUUACUAGCAUUAAUUUUCUUUUCUGAUUAAUCAAUGCAGACUUUAAAUUCUGCAUAAUUUUUCUAUAACAAAUAUAUUAGUCUUAUCAUUACUCUUCAAGGAUAAU